UUCACAGUCCUUUGUGAACCGGAAUGAUAUGGUUUCACCUUGGGUGCACAGCGCUGUUGAAAGGCACACGUUUGAUUUUAGCUUGUAAUGUGGCAUUCAAAUGAACGGUACAUGGCACUGUAGGACUGCAGCGCGUCUGACUGUUCGUCAUACAAAGGAGAAACAUGAAACAAGACGUCAGGAUACUCUUGUUGGGGGAGCCCAAGGUGGGGAAGACAUCCCUCAUCAUGUCUUUGGUGGGAGAAGAAUUCCCAGAGGAGGUUCCCCCCAGAGCUGAAGAGAUCACCAUCCCUGCUGACGUGACUCCAGAGAAGGUUCCCACACACAUAGUGGACUAUUCAGAAAAAGAGCAGACUGAUGAAGUCCUCAGAAAUGAGAUCACCAAGGCUAAUGUGGUGUGUGUGGUGUAUGAUGUCACCAAUGAGGAAACAAUAGACAAGAUCAAAACUAAAUGGAUACCUUUAGUGAACGGUGACGCAGAGAAAGGGAACAAAGUUCCCAUCAUCCUUGUGGGAAACAAGUCUGAUCUACGCUGUGGAAGCUCAAUGGAAACCAUUCUUCCCAUAAUGAAUCAGUUCUCUGAGAUUGAAACAUGUGUUGAGUGUUCUGCAAAGAACUUGAAAAACAUUUCAGAGCUAUUCUACUAUGCACAGAAGGCCGUUCUUCACCCCACUGCCCCUCUUUAUGACCCUGAGGACAAACAGCUGAAACAACUGUGUGUCCGCGCCCUUAGCAGGAUAUUUUACAUUUCCGACCAGGACAAUGACCGUAUCCUCAGUGACGCUGAACUCAACUGCUUUCAGAAAUCUUGUUUUGGGAAUCCUCUGGCACCUCAAGCCUUAGAAGAUGUGAAGACAGUAGUUUGGAAGAACACCAGUGAUGGUGUGCAGGACAAUGGCCUGACCCUAAAUGGUUUCUUGUUCCUGAAUACGUUAUUUAUCCAGAGGGGCCGGCAUGAAACCACGUGGACUAUCCUCCGGAAGUUUGGUUAUGACGACAACCUUGAGCUGACUGACGAUUAUCUUUACCCUGAACUACGUGUUUCUGUCGGCUGCACCACAGAGUUUAGUCAUUUAGGUCACCAGUUUCUCCAGCGGCUGUUUGACAAGUACGAUGAAGACAAAGACUCUGCUCUUUCACCGACGGAGCUCCGGAACCUGUUUUGCGUAUGUCCUUACAUGCCAUGGGGUGCAGAGGUCUACAUGACUGUCCCAACCACAGACGAGGGCUACAUCUCUAACCACGGCUACCUUUGUCAGUGGACGCUCUCUGCGUACUUUGACAUCAACCGUUGCCUGGAGCACCUAGGAUACCUAGGUUACCCUAUCCUCACUGAGCAGGACUCACAGACUGCCGCAAUUACAGUCACACAGGAGAAAGAGGUGGACCUGGAGAAACGUCAGACACAGCGGUCAGUGUUCCACUGCAAGGUGAUCGGACCGCGGGGGACUGGCAAGACCGCCUUUCUCCAGACCUUUGUGGGCCGCAACGUUGGGAAUAAAAGAAAUUCCAGCAGUGCCUUUUCCCCUUACGCCAUAAACACUGUCCAAGUCAGCAAUCAGGAGAAGUACCUCAUACUCAAUGAGGUGGAUGUGGAGGUAGAGUUCCUGAAGGCAUCAGACGCCAACUGUGAUGUUGCUUGUCUCAUGUAUGAUGCCAGUGACUCUCAUUCCUUUGACUAUUGUGCCAGUAUCUACAAGCAACACUACAUGGAGAGCAACAUCCCAUGUGUGCUGGUCGCCUCCAAGGUGGACCUUCCUGGGGUCAAGCAGUUCCACGGGAUGACUCCAGCAGAGUUCUGUUAUAAACACCAACUGCCUCCACCUCUGCCCUUCUCCAGCCUUUUCCCCGACUCCACCAGCAAGAACAUCUACAGCCGGCUUGCCUGUGCAGCAGUAUACCCACACCUGAAUGGUUCCAACGUGAGCAACACAUCGUUUUGGCUGAGAGUGGCGUUGGGCUCGGCUGUGGUUGCAGUUCUCGGCUUUGCCGUCUUCAGAGUUGUCGCCAGACUGAAAUGAUCAACAAUCAGCUGAGCGUCUUUUUUUUCCAGCCUGAUGCUCCAUCAAUUGAGACAAACCAUCGGAGACAAUAUUCAAAGCCACGGCAUCGUUUUACUCCCCCCCCCCCCCCCCCCCCCCCCCCCCCCCCAAAAGGCUCUACGGAAAUUCUUCAUAUCUUUGCCCCUCUUUACUUUGUCUUUCGCUCUGAGUCAGCUGAUUGCAGCACCCUGAAGGCAGCUGGAAGCUGGUGAUCAUAUUAUUCCCCACGCUGCUGUGCCCAGCUUGUUCUGCCUUACGUUGUCCAACCAGGUUAAGUAGGAGUUAGCCUGUCACCGAUCGGUGCACCAAGAACUGUUCAGAUCCAAACCGGUGCUUUAUCAAAGGGUUGGAAAUGCAGCAAGAUAUUUCCGUCUAAUCUGUAUUCAAUUAUGUGUCAGGUGUAAAGGAUGAGCUUGGGGAGUUUUUAUAAAUAUACUGUGUUUCUUUAGCAUAAUAUAGAAAAAUGCCAAAUUGGCUAGACUGAAGAACCAAAGUUCAGCACACGGGGCAUACUGGCUGCUACUGAAUAUCUCCAAUGAACUCUUCCUUCUGACCAUGCCACCUCUGAUACUAGAUAUUAUUAUCUGAUUUGUCAAAUAACUCUAGCUUCAAUGAGUAGUCAAAGCAUGUUAUUUGCCCCUGAUGCAUAUUUUUAUGGCUGAAAAUGAAACAUUUGAAUGUGUUUAGCAGUAAGGCCUUCCUCCACUCAUCGCCUGUGUGCAUGAAGAAGAAUGGUGGUUCGUUUUUUCAUCUGCCAAAAGUCUGAACCUAUUUUAUCCAGUAAAAGGAGGCCGGGCAAACCUUAAAUAACUGGUUAAAUUAAUCUCUGCUUCUUUCUGUUCACAUUGAAAUGGAAUUCAUUGACUUUUUGAUUUAGACUGAAAUGGGUUGAUGAUCUGUGAAUUUUGUUCUAUUCAUAUACUCCUACACGUUGACCUUCUUACAUGAUCUGCCAUUGCCAUUUCCAACAUGACUCAGUCAGGUUGUGUGUAUAUUUUGUUGCUUAAUUUAGCCGGGGACCUGCUGUUUCUGCAGAAUACACUUCUGUGACUUUUAAAAUAUGGGCUGUUUUUAUUGAAGUUGAACUGAUUUAAAUGCUUAAUAAAAGACCAGACUAGACUGGAUGGGGAGCUUUUGCCCAAAAGACGUUA
This is a messenger RNA of Cyclopterus lumpus (lumpfish), 3193 nucleotides long. It is a transcript of the gene rhot2, whose product is annotated as ras homolog family member T2. The transcript has 19 exons. NCBI's taxonomy places the organism in Eukaryota, Metazoa, Chordata, Actinopteri, Perciformes, Cyclopteridae. The record is from RefSeq and is a predicted model, not a curated record. Gene Ontology annotation, molecular function: GTPase activity; GTP binding; calcium ion binding. Gene Ontology annotation, biological process: small GTPase-mediated signal transduction; mitochondrion organization. The coding region runs from base 165 to 2021 and encodes 618 amino acids. Gene Ontology annotation, cellular component: mitochondrial outer membrane.